CUUUGGGCCUCACAGCUCUUAUGGGACUUGAUAUUAAUCAGAAACCUUUGCACAAAGCUAUCUGGGAGUCUUUCUGUGAACAGGCAUCCUGAGAGAGUUCCACUAUCCUUCAGACUUCUACCAAUUGAUCACGAAUUUCCCAAAGCAAAAUCAAAGCGUUCUACCUAUGAGUGGUACAUACCAAAGGGUAUCUUGAAGACAAAAUGGAUGCACAAACAUCUUUAUCUCUCUCCUGCUGUGGUGGUCAUGUUUUAUGAGUUGGAUUGGGAUGACGUUCAGUGGAAAGACAGGCAAACUGAAUGUGCUUCAAAACUAGAAAGAGUCAGGACCAGCCUUCAAGACCAGAACACUAAGGUUGCUGUGGUUCUUAUCCAAAAGAAUGCUCCUCUUCCUCCAGGUGAUGAUUUACAAGCACUAGAGAGGGCAGCAACACUGUGCAGUGCAUGUGACCUGUCAGCCAAAUCAUUGUUUGUCCUUCCACAUACAGAUCACUUGAUUGGCUACACAAUUAGGCUGGAGAAUGCUUUUUAUGAUUUAGCACAGAGUUAUUACCAUGGAGAAUGUAGGAGAGUUAAAGCCCACAAGGAAUUUCUUAACAAAGGAACUCAUCAGCUAUUGUUGGUGCGACACCAAUUCAAGGUUGCCUUUUUCAAUGAGCUAAGACAAGACCCUCACUCUGCUAUCAAGCACUACAGGCAAGCAUACAGUCUUCUUGGAGAAAUCAAGACAACUGACAUGAACAUACUAGAGAUCAAAGUUGUUGCUGGAUUUAUUAAUUACAAG
Messenger RNA from Pocillopora verrucosa, 783 nucleotides. The record is from RefSeq and is a predicted model, not a curated record. Lineage: Eukaryota; Metazoa; Cnidaria; Anthozoa; Scleractinia; Pocilloporidae.